AUGCAGGCACUAAAUUUACAACCAGUAUUUAAAUUAGAAUUAAAUCAUAAAGUUACACCUGGAAUUGUAACAAUUGCAAAAUACGAUGGUACCCAUGCCUGCCUUACAGCAUCCGCUGGAUACGAUAAAAUUAUCAUUCAUCAUCCCCAUGGAGGGAUGAUAAGUGGACGUGCACAACGCUCGUUAGCCCACGGAGAAGUUUCUGAGCUUAAUCUUAGUCAAGCAGUCAUAGCUUUAGCUACUGGGCCAAUUAAGCCAGAUUGUAAUCGAGAUAUGCUACUUAUUGGAUCUCCUACACAGAUUUUAGCCUACGAUGUUCAUGAUAACUCUGAUCUCUUCUUCAAAGAAGCUCCCGAUGGUGUAAAUGUUAUUAUUGUGGGUUAUUUUGGUAAAUAUAACAAUAUAUUAGUAUUUGUGGGUGGCAAUAGCUCAGUUCUUGCGCUUGACUGGGAAGGAACCGAAUACUUUUGGAAUGUAGUAACUGGUAAAGUUUGUUCAAUGAUGAUAUUAGAUUUUGAUAAGGAUGGUGAAAAUGAGCUUCUUAUUGGUUGUGAGGAUUCCUACAUUAGAGUAUUAAAAAACAAUCAAUUUAUAAUGGAAAUUGCUGAAACUGGACCGGUGAUUUGUUUGUCACAAAUUAGCGAUGUCAGAUUUGCAUAUGGACUAGCAAAUGGAACCAUUGGAAUUUACGAAGAAGGCAUUAGAUUGUGGAGAGUCAAGUCUAAACAAAAUGCAAUUUCACUUCAAUGGUCAGGAGGAAAUCUGGCAUGUUGUUGGACUAACGGUCGUAUAGACUGGCGUGAUGAAAUAGGACGAGUUCAACGUCGCGUUCAAAUGCGAUCUAAUGCAGCAGCAAUGUUGCUCGCCGACUAUCGUACUGUUGGCAUGCCCGAUCUUGUUUGCAUUUCUGAUCGAGGGGAAGUAUUAGGUUAUCCUCCUCUCCAAGAAAAUAUGGACUCAAAUACAAGUUCAAAGAAAAUAGCAUCAGAAGAAGAUCGCUUGGCUGUUACUGAGUUAUUAAAUAAGAAACAGGCAUUACUGGUCGAGUUGCAACAUUACGAAGCGAAUGUUGCAAAUGUGAAUCACGAUCAAGAGAGGUCUUCGACUACAAUCCCAACGAACACAAGAUUACAAGUGGCUGUUGCACCGGAUAGUGAGGAAGGCUGUCUUCAACUGGCCGUCUCGACAAAUAAUGAGACGAUUGUACGCGUCGUGUUAAUCCUAGCAGAGGGUGUAUUUGAAUCUGGAGAAACUUUAGCAAGACAUCCUCAGCCGGGGCAGUUGAAAUCUUUACUUUUUGUACCUUUGAAGCCACCAAGAGAUGUUCCUGUUGAUGUUCAUAUUAAGGCUCUUGUUGGUUACCCGGAGAGUGAGCAAUUUCAUAUUUUUGAACUUACAAAACAGUUGCCGCGAUUUUCAAUGUACAUGUUGUUAAAUCCGUCUAUAGUGAAUACGAAAAUUGAUAGCUAUGUAACAUUUAGGAUCAAGGAGCGAGUUCAGAGGAUUUGUAUUUGGAUCAAUCAAAAUUUCCUUUUAGACGAAGAAAUUGAAUUAGGAAAUGAAGACACAAAAGAGCUACAUGUUCGUUUUUUAUGCCUCAGAGAUAAAUCCUAUUUAGAUAUGGAUUUUGGUGCUGAUGGUCUAGUAAAAUUUACUACGCUUGACAUCAGUCUAGCAGGCGAAUUAGUUCAAAGCUUAGCUAUAUACUUAAAUUUAUCCGACUUACAGUCAACUGCUAGAUUUCCAGAGGCAGAAGAAAAAAUAAGAGCUAAAAUGGAUGUUGUAUCUGAAAUAGGAGAAACAAGGCAUAGGUUAGCAGCGGAAACAGCUGAAAAAGCUCAGUUGAUUACAGCAUUGUUACCGGCUGCUCAAGAUGCCGCAUCCUAUGACUUGAAAGAGAUGUUAAAUAGGUAUAAGGAUGUUAUUUUAUUAAAUGAAGAACUAUUGACAAGCUGUCACAUGCGACGUGCUACUCAAGAACAAGCAGUGGCAUCGCUCAAAGAUCUUCAUGCGAUUUUACAACAAGCAGCUCGACUAAGAGUGGGCAAAUAUGCUAAAGCAGUAAUAAUGGCAUGCAGGACAGCUGUCAGUGAUAAUAACACUGAAGCACUGGUGAAGAUUCUUCAAGCAGGGGAUGCAUAAAAAAGCCUCUUAUAGAAAUAAUUUAUUAAUUCACCUAAUAUUUUUAAACAAUAACAUUCAGUCAGAUCAUAACAAAUGAGGUAAUUAAAAAAAUAAUAAUAACAAAA
This is a messenger RNA of Melitaea cinxia (Glanville fritillary), 2249 nucleotides long. Its product is annotated as Bardet-Biedl syndrome 2 protein homolog. NCBI's taxonomy places the organism in Eukaryota, Metazoa, Arthropoda, Insecta, Lepidoptera, Nymphalidae. Gene Ontology annotation, biological process: non-motile cilium assembly. The record is from RefSeq and is a predicted model, not a curated record. Bases 1 to 2142 code for a protein of 713 amino acids. Gene Ontology annotation, cellular component: neuron projection; motile cilium; BBSome. Gene Ontology annotation, molecular function: protein binding. The transcript has 11 exons.